Molecule: messenger RNA, 710 nt
Organism: Nestor notabilis (Kea)
Lineage: Eukaryota; Metazoa; Chordata; Aves; Psittaciformes; Psittacidae
Product: superoxide dismutase [Cu-Zn]-like
Exons: 5
Coding region: 1-513 (170 amino acids)
Biological process (GO): removal of superoxide radicals
Cellular component (GO): peroxisome; cytosol; mitochondrion
Molecular function (GO): superoxide dismutase activity; copper ion binding
Source: RefSeq, a predicted model, not a curated record
AUGCCUUCCGCCCUGCCCGGGGGUGUGCCGCUGAACCGUGUGCUGGAGCCGGCAGUUGUCCUACUGCUGAGCUUGCGUGACACUCUUAAGACUGUUUUGUUGAUAACAUUCUUUCCAUUAAAGGGUAAUGGACCAGUGAAAGUUACUGGAAAAAUCAGUGGCUUGGUUGAUGGAGACCAUGGCUUCCAUGUCCAUGAAUUCGGUGACAAUACAAAUGGGUGUACCAGUGCGGGUCCUCAUUUCAAUCCUGAAGGGAAGCAGCAUGGUGGACCAAGUGAUGCAGAAAGGCAUGUGGGAGAUCUUGGCAAUGUGACUGCUAAAGGAGGAGUAGCAGAAGUGGCAAUAGAAGAUUCCAUCAUUUCUCUUAGUGGACCACAUAGCAUCGUGGGACGUACCAUGGUGGUCCAUGAAAAAUGCGAUGAUCUGGGUAGAGGAGGAGAUAAUGAGAGCAAAUUGACUGGAAAUGCUGGACCUCGUUUAGCUUGUGGUGUAAUUGGAAUAGCCAAGAGCUAAGUGUUGUACCUGAAAUGUUUCAGAUGACAGUGGUGAAUGGGCUGUAUUUCAUUGCAACUGCUGUACUUGCCCUUUCUCAUGCAAAAGAUGUAUCACUUAAUCUCAUUACUACUCUGCAUUCUGAGUAUCACUUAAAAUGGUGAAGACUGACUUAAUUUUGUAUGAUGUAUAUUGCAAUUAAAGUGACCCUGAUGGAA